This is a messenger RNA of Oenanthe melanoleuca, 3078 nucleotides long. It is a transcript of the gene DRD1, whose product is annotated as dopamine receptor D1. NCBI's taxonomy places the organism in Eukaryota, Metazoa, Chordata, Aves, Passeriformes, Muscicapidae. The record is from RefSeq and is a predicted model, not a curated record. Gene Ontology annotation, biological process: vasodilation; G protein-coupled dopamine receptor signaling pathway; adenylate cyclase-activating adrenergic receptor signaling pathway. Gene Ontology annotation, molecular function: G protein-coupled receptor activity; dopamine neurotransmitter receptor activity, coupled via Gs. Gene Ontology annotation, cellular component: plasma membrane.
AACAUUUCCAGCCUGGGAAAGUACAGCCUGUGAGAGACUGCCUCAGCAACAGGGCAGGGAAAAGCCAAGGACAUCAAAGCAGGAUGCAGAGAGGGAGAAGUUACUCAUGUUAGGGGGAUGAAACAGUUCUGCCUGAUGUGGUGGGCCAGGCACGGAGGCUGGGACAGGAUAACAGAUCCAGGUGAACAAGGGUGAGAGUGGAUUUGGGAUAACAUCAUAGUUUGGGGCAGUUGGAUCACAGGGUGUUUCAAAAGUGUGAAUGGAAGUUACGUCAGGAGGAGGGAAGCAGCCCAAGGCUUAGACCUUGGUACAGAUUCUUGUCUGGAAUAUUGUUCCAGUGUUUUGUUGAACUUGGUGGGAUGUGUCUGACUGCUGUCAAGCCCAGACUGUGUGAUUUGACUUUGACAAGCAGCCUUGGAGAAGAGUUUAAUCCCAGAACCUGAACGUGGAACUGCAACAUCACAACAACAGCAGGGCUGUGUGGGGAGCUGCAGAUGGGAAAAUGCAGCCUGGGGCAGCAGAGCUGCAGGACUGGCAUAUUUGGGAUGGUCUGGUCAUUGCUGCACUGACCCUGCCUGCUGCAGCUGGAGCUGCUGUGCUCUGUGGGGCUGCUCCCCGUGCAGAGAGCCCUGCCUGGGCUCCUGUGGCUCCCUGUGGGGCAGCUCUGAAAUGCUGCUGCCAGUCUUCACCACGAGCAAGAAGUGAUGCUGCUAAUUUUUUGGAAGGAGUCGCCGGCAGACAGAGCGUUCCUGGAGGGGCGAUGCUGCCGAGCCCUGCCCCGGGCAGAAGGAGAGAUGCGCGGCCCGGGGCGGGCAGCGGGAGUGAGUGAGGAGCUGCCUCCGCCUGCGCCUUUCCGAGAGGGAAGAAGCAUGGUAAGAGCUGGACCCGGUCCCUGGAGCGCAGCCCCGCUGAGCAGGAGGUGGGAUUAUUCCGGAGUAGUUAUGGAGAGCUAUAACCUGGCAGCGGAGUGUUAAAGCGACUCGUUCCUGCUGCGAGAGGAACCCACUGCGGGCAUCGCCGGCGUUGUGGCCGAGGGAAGGUCACUCGGGUCCUUCUCCUCCCUCUCGCCUCUCUCUUCAUCCGGCAAACGACCGAGGGAAAAACUGGAAAUCGGCUCUUGCCGGUGUUGGGAAUACCGUGCCUUUUGCCUGGGAUGAUUUGCCCCGAUGUGCCGCCUCAACGGGAUGUACAAAGUGCGACUGGGACUGCUGCGGCCAGCAAAGUUUGCAGAGUGAUCAGCAGGGGCCGUGGGAUGGAGGGAGCUGGGCACACUCCAGCAGGGUCCCGCACGCACGAUCCGACGGCACGGACCUGCUGCUCCCUUGAAAACUAACUCCCGGUGGUCCAACUCUUACUUCUCCUUGCCAAUUUACACUUUCAGGGAAAAAAAAAACCCACAUACACGAUGCAAUGCAGCGUUCCUGCGUUGGUUUUGUAUAUAAGAUUUGCUAUGCAAUUCCAAAACUAAAACAGGAAGAGAGACGGCCCUGCAUCCCAGAGCAAAGGGAAUCAGAGGUGAAAGGAGAAACUAUGAUUUGGAACGACACCACUAUGGACGGGGAAGGGCUGCUGGUGGAAAGGGACUCCUCUUCCUUUCGGAUCCUCACGGGCUGCUUCCUCUCGCUCCUCAUCCUCUCCACGCUGCUGGGAAACACGCUGGUCUGCGCAGCUGUCAUUAGGUUUCGCCACCUCAGGUCCAAGGUGACCAACUUCUUUGUCAUCUCCUUGGCUGUGUCAGAUCUCUUAGUGGCAGUUUUGGUCAUGCCUUGGAAAGCCGUGGCCGAGAUCGCCGGUUUCUGGCCUUUUGGUUCAUUUUGCAACAUCUGGGUGGCCUUUGAUAUUAUGUGCUCAACAGCCUCCAUCUUAAACCUCUGUGUCAUUAGCGUGGACAGAUACUGGGCCAUCUCCAGCCCGUUUAGGUACGAGAGGAAGAUGACCCCCAAGGCAGCCUUCAUCAUGAUCAGCGUGGCGUGGACUUUGUCCGUGUUGAUCUCCUUCAUCCCAGUGCAGCUGAACUGGCACAAGGCUACAACCACGAGCUUUUUGGACUUCAACGCCAGCUUACAAGGUGUAAGCAUGGACAACUGUGAUUCUAGCCUAAACAGGAUGUAUGCCAUCUCCUCUUCUCUAAUCAGCUUCUACAUCCCCGUGGCCAUCAUGAUAGUAACCUACACCAGGAUAUACCGGAUUGCUCAGAAGCAAAUCCGGCGCAUCUCGGCUCUGGAGAGAGCAGCAGUGCAUGCCAAGAACUGCCAGAACCCGGGCGGCAACAGGAGCAGCAUGGACUGCCAGCAGCCAGAGAGCAACUUCAAAAUGUCCUUCAAGAGGGAAACAAAGGUGUUAAAGACUCUCUCGGUGAUCAUGGGGGUGUUUGUGUGCUGCUGGUUGCCGUUUUUUGUGUUGAACUGCAUGAUUCCCUUCUGCGAGCCCACCCAGCCGUCCAAGGGAGCAGAGGCUUUCUGCAUUAAUUCCACCACCUUUGAUGUUUUUAUAUGGUUCGGAUGGGCGAAUUCUUCCCUCAACCCCAUCAUUUAUGCCUUCAACGCUGAUUUCCGCAAGGCGUUCUCCAGCCUGCUGGGCUGCUACAGGCUCUGCCCCGUGUCUGGCAACGCCAUCGAGACUGUCAGCAUCAACAACAACGGGGCAGUGGUUUUCUCCAGCCAGCACGAGCCCAAAGGCUCCAGCCCCAAAGAGUCCAAUCUGGUUUAUCUGAUUCCACACUCCAUUAUCUGCCCGGAAGAAGAACCUCUCAAAAAGGAAGAUGAGGGUGAGCUGGCAAAGACCUUGGAGAAAAUGUCUCCAGCACUGUCGGGUAUCUUGGAUUAUGAAGCUGAUGUUUCUUUGGAAAAGAUCAAUCCCAUUACACAGAAUGGGCAGCAUAAAACCUGAACAGUAAGGUUUACUCAGCCAGACCUAAUGGUGUGUGUUGUAAUAAUCUUUUUUGGGGAAAAAAAAAGAUACACAAGAUUUUUUUUGGUAAGAACCUAAGCUCUAAGGGAGAAAAAUGCACAUUUACACCAAGCCCAGAAUUAAUUUUCCUGGCAUUCAGAGCAAAUUUAACAUUUCAAACAAUAAAAA